UGGUUACGAAUCACCAUGUAAAAAAGAACCAGUGUUCUUCAAGGCAUCCCUUCAUCAGUAUAAGACAGUAACGAAGGAUUUUCUCUGAUCCAUUCUGAGAAAUGAUAGAGGCUCCGGUGACUGUUUCGCUCGGGGUCGUCCUCUCCCUCCCUGCCAAGCUCGAGCGGUUGCUGUCGCCGGAGGCCGAUCAAUGGCGCCUGCGCAAGGGGGAGAAGAACAAGAUUCGCCUCCUCAAGGACCGCCUCCAGGAAUUGGACAAGUACCUGGUGGAGCCGUCGAAUGUGGAGACCCCGGCCUCGACGGCCAGGUGCUGGGUGAAGGAGGUGCGCGAGCUGUCGUACGACAUCAACGACUUUCUUGAUGAGCUCGCCCACGGGCUCAACUCGGCCGCCGCCCAGAAGAACCUCCGUGGCAGGGUCGCUAAGCUCCGGGAGGGCCUGAGUCGGAGCCGGUGGGUCGCGCAGGAGACCGCACGAUUCAGGGCCCGAUUGGAGGAGGCGAUUCAGCGGCACAAGAGGUACAAUCUUGACAAGCACCACCAGAGCCGGGCAACUAGGAUUGAUUCGGAUGAACCCCCAAUACCACCGCUGUACGGGGUGGAGGCGAUGCGCCUUGUUGGUAUCGACAGUUCCAUGGCAAAGCUUGGUGAUUGGUUGACUGGAGAUGGAGAGCAGCAAUUAAGGGUAAUGUCCAUUGUUGGACCUGGGGGAGUUGGCAAGACGGCUAUUGCAAAUGAGCUGUACUGCAAGCUCGGAAGGCGAUUUGAGUGUCGGGCUUUUGCGCGGUCAUCCCAGAAGCCUGACAUGAGAAGGCUUCUCACCAGCAUACUUUUACAAAUUCGUCGACAACGGUUGCCUGAUGAUGCAGAGCUGGGUAAUCUCAUUGGCACGAUCAGGGAACACCUGCAAGAUAAGCACUACUUCAUUAUAAUUGAUGAUUUGUGGGCUUCAUCAAUGUGGGAUGUUGUCAGUCGUGCUUUGCCUGAUGGUAAAUGUUGCAGUAGAGUACUGUUUACAACGGAAAGUGAUGUUGUAGCUCAGAUAUGUUCUGGUCAAAACUCUAAGUAUAUUUUUAAAAUGGAACCUCUUAGUGACAAUGAAUCAAAAAAAAUAUUCUUUAGUAGAUUUCCUGGCAAUCAAUCUAAAGAAAAUGAGCAAUUGUAUGAACAUUCAUCUGAAAUUAUAAGAAAAUGUGGUGGUUUUCCACUAGCGACUAUUACUAUAGCAAGCCUUUUAGCAAGACAACAGAGUUGGAUAGAGCAAUAUAACUGGAUAAGGAGAUCACUGAGCUCAAAUUUAAGGACAGAUCCGACUGCUGAAUGGAUGAGACAAGUACUUAGCCUUUGUUACAACAAUCUUCCUGGCCGUUUAAAAGCUUGCAUGCUAUAUCUUAGUAUAUAUAAAGAGGACCAUGUAAUCUGGAAAUAUGAUUUGGUAAAGCAAUGGUUAGCUGAAGGUUUUAUCUGUGCACAAGAAGGGAAAGUCAAGGAGGAAGUUGCAAGUACCUAUUUUGAUGAGCUUGUUAAUGGGGGAAUGAUCCAACCUGUAGACAUCAACUACAAUGGUGAGGUGCUAUCAUGUACAGUGCACUACAUGAUACUUAAUCUUAUUAGGCAUAAGUCCAUAGAAGAGAACUUCGUCACUACUAUUGAUCAUUCUCAGGCCAAUAUAAGACUUGCUGAUAAGGUUCGUCGACUGUCUCUCCAAUUUGGCGAUGCAGAAGAUGCAGCACAACCCACAAGAUUAAGACUGUUGCAAGUUCAGUCACUUGCCUUUUUUGGGCUCUUCAAGUCUUUGCCUUCUAUAGCACAGUUUCGGCUCCUUCGGGUUAUGAUCCUUCAUCUUUGGGCCGACCAGGAUAACAAAAGUUUCGACCUUACCACUGUCUGCCAAUUGUUUCGACUAAAAUAUUUGGAGAUAGUAUGUAAUAUCACUUUGGAUCUGCAAACCAAGAUGCAAGGUCUACAAUGCUUAGAGACACUUAUAAUAGAUUCUAGAAUAAGUGAGGUUCCACUUGAUAUUGUUCAUUUACCAGGCCUGCGGUACCUCAGUCUUCCUGGAGACACAAACCUGCCAAAUGGUUUUGGCCAGUUGACAUCUCUACAAUCAUUAGGGUGCUUUAAUCUCAGUAGCAAUCCAGCAGACAAUGUGCUGAACCUAGGCAAGCUGACCAAUCUACAAGAUCUUCGUCUCAUCUGUUCUACAAUGCCUUCUGACAAUCUUGAGAAGAAGUUGCAGUGCUUGGGCUCAAUUCUCUCGAAACUCAGCAAUCUCAAGUCUCUGACUAUGUUACCUGCAGGCUCCUCAAUUGCUACUAUGAGGGCCAGUGCUUCAAGCAUUAAUAUUUACUGUGAUAGCUUGAGCAGUGUGUCCUCUCCUCCAGCUCUUCUCCAGAAGCUUGAGUUUUUGCUGCAGAUUUGCAUCUUUUCCAUCCUUCCCAAGUGGAUUGGUAAACUACGCCUACUUGCAAUUUUAAAGAUUCAAGUCAUGGGCCUAUCUAGUAAUGAUGUUGAUAUCCUUGAAGGACUGCCUGCACUCUCUGCUCUCAUGCUCUAUGUCCAGACUGCCUCAACAAGAAGGAUCCUUUUUGACAAGAAGGGAUUCCCAGUUCUCAAACACUUCAAGUUCAUCUGUUCAGCACUUUGCAUAGCCUUUGUGAAAGGAGCAAUGCCCAAUGUUCGAAGGCUCAAGCUAGGCUUCAAUGCUAACACGUUACUACAACACAGUCCAGUAGAUGCUGGCUUCGAACACUUGACAGGCCUCAAAGAGAUCUCCGCAAAAAUAGGAAAUGCUGGUGCUAAUGAAUCCAGUAGAAUGGCUGCACAGUCUGCAUUGGAGGUCGCCUUUAGCCCUCAUAGGGUCAGCAUAAAAUUUGUGGAUUGGACCUUUUAUGGUGAAAAAGAAAGGAGUACAGCAGCCCAAAAAGAAAAACACCAGACUAUAGAAAAUAGCAAUCUAAUUCCAGAUUUGAUCACAAAAGAAGGCUCCGAUGAACGAUAUGGAAUUGGAGAAAAGGGCUCAAAGCAAAAAACAAACAAGCAAUUUGAUAACAGGAUUGCUGUGUUCCAUGAACAACAAGAAAUACAAGAAAUGGGCUCAGUGGAAGCCACACAACAUCAUACUGGGAUUACUGUGUCGUUGGAGUCCUCAGAUGAACAACAGGAAGUACAAGAAAUGGGCUCAGUGGAAGCCACAGGCAAACAGUGUGGGAUUACUGUUUUGUUGGAGUCCUCAGUUGAACAUCAGGAAAUAAAAGAAAUGGGCCCAGUGGAAGCCACAAGCAAAAAACAUGGUACUGGGAUUACUGUAUCAUUGGAGUCCUCUGAUGAACAACAAGAAAUACAAGAAAUGGGUUCAGUGGAAGCCAUUAGCAAACAACGUGAUACUGGGGAUCUGUCAAAUAACGAUUUGUCUGGAGAAGUUCCAUCAGCUGGUUCACUUACAUUACCCACCCCUCUCAAUUCUGCUAUUACACCUGGCACCAUGAAACCUAGCCCUGGUGCCCCCCACUUUUGUCCACCUCCUGUGCAAUCACCAGUAAGGGGCACAAAUUGGAAUUGGUUUCGCAUGAAAGUUUGGACGAAGCCAGACCGCGAAAUUUGGAACAUGCGUAGUUCGGUCAGCUGCUUGGGAGGCGGCUCCAAGUUGAGGCAAGAUAAGAAUGGUCAGGAUGCCGCGGCUACAUCUUCUCACUCAGGUCGUGUAUUAUCAAGAGCUGGAAAUAAUGUGCAAAUGUUUUCUCUAAAUGAGUUGAGGACUGCCACACUAAACUUUCACAUGAUGAAUUGCAUUGGCCGUGGAGGUUCUGGAGAAGUGUACAAGGGAAACUUGAAAGAUGGCACACAAAUUGCAAUAAAAAAGCUUUCAGCUGAGUCAAAACAAGGAAUUAGAGAAUUCUUGACAGAGAUUAAUGUCAUGUCAAACGUCAGGCACCCAAACCUUGUCAAGGUACUUGGUUGCUGCGUUGAAGGGAAAAAUAGACUAUUGGUGUAUGAGUAUGUGGAGAAUAACAGUUUGGCAAAUGCUUUGCUUGGGCCAAAGAAUAAAUGUAUUCCAUUGGACUGGCAGAAAAGAGCUGCUAUCUGUAUUGGAACUGCUUCUGGCCUUGCGUUUCUUCAUGAGGAAGCAAAACCACACAUUGUCCACCGUGAUAUCAAGGCUAGCAACAUUUUACUUGAUAAAAAUCUGCUGCCUAAAAUUGGAGAUUUUGGACUGGCCAAGCUUUUUCCUGCUACCAGCACUCACAUUAGGACGCAUGUUGCAGGAACAAUCUAUUUGGCACCAGAGUAUGCCAUACGGGGGCAGGUAACCAGGAAAGCAGACAUAUAUAGUUUUGGGGUGCUUCUUCUUGAAGUGAUAAGCGGUCAAAGCAGCAGCAAGUCGAUUUGGGGCCCCGAUAUGCAUGUUCUUUUGGAAUGGACAUGGAAGCUGUGGGAAGACGGAAGACUCUUGGAAAUUGUUGAUCCAGAUCUGGAAGAGUACCCAGAGGAGCAAAUGCUUCGUUUCAUCAAGCUGGCACUGCUCUGUACACAAGCCAUGCCCCGGCAGAGGCCAUCCAUGAAGCAGGUUGUCAAUAUGCUAUGUACCCAAACGGAGAUCGAUCUGGAAAAUAUAGCUCCACGACGUGUGCUGAAACAACCUCGGUAGCGCACCAGUGAUGUUGGGGGUUUGACAGUAGACACAUUCUAAAGCCAAAGCACCAGAUGCAGUCCAGCCGAAUCUUGCAGUACACAGACCAAAAUGGAUAGCGAUCAAUUUAGCACAACUGAGGUAUGACCAAGGUGAUGCGAUGGGCUACCAGCUUGCAAGCUUGUUUGCCAUCUUCAGAGGUUUCUCGCACCACCUAUGGGGUUUUAUUGUGUUGAGCACUGGCAAAUUCUCUAGGCCUGAUCCAUUUUCAUCCUGAUUUAGAACUGCAAGUGCAACAAUGAGUUUGAGAACUCGUCAUCUGUAUUCGCCGCGCCUUUUCAGUUGCUAUGGAAAGCUUGCACUUCAUUUGUCAUGAUUA
Messenger RNA from Panicum hallii, 5007 nucleotides. Its product is annotated as putative disease resistance RPP13-like protein 3. Bases 102 to 4646 code for a protein of 1514 amino acids. Gene Ontology annotation, molecular function: ATP binding; protein kinase activity; ADP binding. Gene Ontology annotation, biological process: defense response to other organism; protein phosphorylation. The transcript has 14 exons. NCBI's taxonomy places the organism in Eukaryota, Viridiplantae, Streptophyta, Magnoliopsida, Poales, Poaceae. The record is from RefSeq and is a predicted model, not a curated record.